Triticum aestivum (bread wheat) is the source of this 1862-nucleotide messenger RNA. RefSeq lists its product as uncharacterized. The record is from RefSeq and is a predicted model, not a curated record. Bases 292 to 879 code for a protein of 195 amino acids. The transcript has 2 exons. NCBI's taxonomy places the organism in Eukaryota, Viridiplantae, Streptophyta, Magnoliopsida, Poales, Poaceae.
CCCGCACACUCCUCCCCCUCCGCCGACCUUACCUGCGCCGCCGCCCGGGCCCCGCCCCGCGACCUCCUUCCUCCGGCGCCCCCGCUCCCACCGUCCCCACCCCACCACCACCAGCCAUCUGCCCGGCAGCCGGCGGAAAUCGGUCCUCCCCUGCCCCGCCUUCUUCUCCCGCCCGCUGGCGCCGCACAGGCAGUGGCCCGUCCAACCUACUACCUUCGGUGGCAAGCCCCGCCCAGCAACCACUGGAUCUGGUGGGAUCCGGCUGCACCUCCCCUCGUCUCCCGCUCCUCAAUGUCUCCGCCGCCACACGGGUCUCGGCCGCCCACCCUCCCCAUGCCGCCCCGCCGGACGGCCGGAGUAGCACCGGAGGCGAGCCGCCCCUCCUCUCUCUCCUUUCCUUCUUCCUCCUCCUUACCCCUCCUCAUACACUUCUUCCGCAGGAACUGCCAUGGCCAUCUCAAGCUCGCCCGUCGCCGCAGCUCUGGAUUCGGCCGCCGUCUGCCAGAUCCGCUCCAGCAUGCAGUUCGCCUGGGUAACUCGAUGAGUGCGGAUGGGUGCUUUGUUGCAGUAUGGCCCCCGACGGCGUGCAGUACGUCAGUCACGUUGGUGCAGCUCGCUGGCGUGCGUGCAGUCCGUCGAGGUCCCAUCCUCCUUCCCUGCGCGAGCACUACCGGCAAGGCAUCACCAGUGCCCCUGUCCACUUCCAUGGUGAGCUCUGUCGUGCGUGGGACUCUGGUGAUCUGGCACGACCACCCCGACGAGCGGCUUUGGUCACUUGUUCUCCAGACAGUAGUCAACCAUUAUUCUCCGUACCGCUUUGGUCACUCAGUGCAUCAGCUCCAGUCAGAAGGCGAGGAGUGGAUUAUGAGUGUCGACUGACCCUGCAGAAUGUAACAACACCCAUCAUGAUGUUAUAAUAGUCGCUCAUAGCUCGCUACAGGAAUUUUGCACAUGGAUACAGGCAUCAACUGGCGGUUACUACUCUUAGACACACAAACGGAUGUACAUAUUUCAGAAAAACCUUUUCUAAACUUGUCUGCACUUUCACUCUCCUUGGCACAGAAACAACAAAGAUGAGCACGGGCCAAAGCCGGUCAGGGGGUGGCUGGACCACCGGGAGGAUGCCCCGGUUAGCUGCUCGGCGCUACGAGGAGUACAUUGGAUGGACGGGCGUGUUGAUCGCCGAGCAUUGUACAGCCAACUGUUCUGUUUCUUACUAGUUUUGAUUCAGUUUCAUCGCUAGCUAGCUCUACACUGGACAGAGACACACAUUCAGGCCACAUCUCCCAUGUAGUACAACCUUACUGACUUGCAAACAAGCAAGAUUUCCACAGCGGUCGGCGGAUGGAUGGGUUUGUGCGUUUUAUAGUCAGUUGACGGAUAUUCAGUUUAUUUUAUUUUUUAUUGUGCCCGUGGAGAUGUAUGCAUAUAUGUAUCCAUCCCAGAGUGUGGUCCGGCUACCCUGCCGAUGAGUUGACACCAUGGACAAAGCUCCCUUCUCCUGUUAGUUCGUCCAGCACAUCAAGUGUGAUUUCAUUCAGUUCAUGGGCUCCCCCUUGCGACAAGGACAAACACUCAAGACAAAGUUUUGCAUUUUUGUAGAAGUUCAUUUUGCCAUGUGUAGUUGUUUAUGUUUCUCGCGCGUGCAGUACAUUGUGUUUUGUAAAAACAUGAGGGAUUACUUGUAAAACAUGUUGCAAAUUCUUGUACUUUUGGCGGUCAAUUCAAUGCGAUGUAGUGCGGUGUGAUGCAGUGUACUGCAUUGUGUUUUGUAAAAAUUAAUGCAGUGCAUUAGCAUUGACUAUGCAAUUGAGAAUCGUUUCUCAAAACAUUAUGGGGUUCACUAGCCUCGGCCGUUUAGU